This is a messenger RNA of Lindgomyces ingoldianus, 896 nucleotides long. RefSeq lists its product as uncharacterized. The record is from RefSeq and is a predicted model, not a curated record. The transcript has 2 exons. Lineage: Eukaryota; Fungi; Ascomycota; Dothideomycetes; Pleosporales; Lindgomycetaceae. Bases 254 to 535 code for a protein of 93 amino acids.
CGAUUCUUCACACCUGACGCAAGGUUUGUCGAUGUAGCACAGCAAACGCCGCACAGCGCACACCCCGCAGUUAACCGUCAUCCUUCUUCCUUGAUUCCAACAAUCACUGUUGUAACGCUGGUUUCUGCAACCUAAAUACAACAACCUACGCCUCCUUCACCCUAGAUUCACUAGCUUUGAGAACAGAUUGCUUCUAACAAAGUCUUACGAACACAAGUCCUCAAUUCCACACGAACUACUUCACAACAUCAAAAUGCCUGCCAUCACCACAACAGAUAUGAUCAAGCGAUCGCUCAUCGCGCUCGGCGAUCCAAACACCGCAGCCCAAGCCCUCCAUCUCAUUGCGCGUAAAUCCAAAAAGAAGGCCAAGAAAACCAAGGUCUCGGGUGGAGCCAUCGCCGGCAUCAUCAUCGCGGUCAUAAUUAUCAUCAUCAUCAUCCUGGUCGUCUUGUUCAUCAUGCGGAGACAGAAGAAGAAGAGGGCGCAGCAACAAGUACAGAUGCAACCGCAGCAGCAGAUUCCUUAUGGACAAUAGGGAGAGCAGAGCUAGCGCAAUCCUGUUAAUUUGGGUUUGCACAUGCGCGCUGGGAGUAGUGCGCUAGGCGACGUGUAUCAUAUCUAAAUAGCUGUAUAUGCGCUUGGUCGCCGAUGUGGUCGGGAAUGGAGCUGGUCAAUGGCGUGGCAUGGCGUCGUGGAAAUACGUCCUAUGUAGUGCUAUUUUUGUUCGUAUCCGAGGGUCUAUGGUUAAACGAAGCAGGCUUUCCUCUCGGAUUUCCUCUUCUCUCUCCUCUCAUACUUCGUGGGGGUUGGCUCUGAAUGCUAUAUUAAUGAUGCCAUUCACUUUUUCAUUUCUACUGGUCAGACAAGUGAGUUGCUCGCAGAGCGGAAUAUGUUGU